This is a messenger RNA of Coccomyxa subellipsoidea C-169, 339 nucleotides long. RefSeq lists its product as hypothetical. The record is from RefSeq and is a predicted model, not a curated record. The coding region runs from base 1 to 339 and encodes 112 amino acids. Lineage: Eukaryota; Viridiplantae; Chlorophyta; Trebouxiophyceae; Coccomyxaceae. The transcript has 2 exons.
AUGACUGGACAACUCAGCAGAGCAGACCUCAUCCGAGGCCUGGAUGCCAGGGUGCUGGAUGCUGAGCUGAGCAUUGUGGAACAGGCAGAUUGGAGGCCCAUUGGCGAGUGCACAGUAUUGGUGCGUGCGGCGGCUUUCACGUUUGGAGAACACCACAAAAUGGAGCUGUUUCUGAGCAAGGAUGAAGACAGCAGCAGCAAUGAUCAUGAGGGGCGGAUCAAUGUGGCAGCGGCUGACGUACUUAUCGAGGGCGGGACUUGGUACAAGCCAGGAAGGCAUGCCACAAUCUGGAGGGCUGGUGCUGAGUCAUCCCUACCCACCUGCCAGUUCCUGGCCUGA